AUGGAGGUUCCAGAUGCAAACGCUCGUGUCGGGCCCUGUGCCUCCCCUCCCAGGAAGACCAUCCUCUCCAGCGUCACUGGCGUCUUCGAGCCGGGAAAGUUCACAGCCAUCAUGGGGUCGAGCGGAGCAGGAAAGACGACGCUUCUCAACGCAGUGGCAGGGGAGGCAGCAGGCGGCAUCCUCUCGGGAGCUGUGCGGUUCAAUGGAGCCAAGGUUGACACAGCUACGAUCCGCAGGCUUCGCGCUUUUGUGUUCCAGGAUGAUGUAGUGAUGGGUACCAUGACAGCCUACGAGGCUAUCAGCAUGUCGGCGAAGCUGAGACUUCCCCCGGACAUGCCGCUCGAGGAGAAGAUGAGGCGAGUAGAUCAGAUGAUUGAGAUCCUUCAUCUUGAACGCUGCAAGGACAACGUGAUAGGCUAUCCCGGAGAGAAGAGCGGGGUCUCAGGAGGAGAGAGAAAGCGUAUCAGUAUCGCCAUGGAGCUUAUCACGAACCCUUCUGUGCUGUUCCUGGAUGAGCCAACUUCCGGCUUGGAUACUCAUACAGCACAUAGCGUCUGCAAGACGUUGAAGGAGCUGGCUGCUGCUGGCAGGACGGUCGUUGCGACGAUUCACCAGCCGUCCUCGGACAUCUUCCACAUGUUCGACAACCUGCUCCUGCUCGCCAGCGGUCGCAUCCUCUACCAGGGGCCGUCUAGAUCCUGCAUGGACUACUUUGCAACAAGAGGCAGCCCAUGUCCUCAGUUCACAAACCCGGCCGAUCACAUCUUCAUGAAGGUCCUCAACGAUCAGCUUGCCAGCAGUGAGCUCGAGCGCAAGGCGAAACGAGAGCAGAUCGAGGGGUUGCUGUCGGAGUAUGCGGAGUCUUCGACGUUCAAGGACAUGGAGGCCCGCGUGAAGGUCCCAGGAAGCGGAGUGGACAAGAGCUCUUCCAGCUUCUCUCCCAGCCUGCUGCUCCAGAUGAGCGUCCUCUUCGGCCGUGCAAAGAACAACGCGAUAAGAAACCGGCUGAUUCUCAGGGCCAAGAUCGGCCAGUCACUGUUCAUGGGGCUUCUUGUUGGGUUGAUCUAUCGUGACUUGCAGACUAACCAAAGGUCGAUCCAGCGCCGUCAGGAUCGGACCGGAGCCCUUUUCUUCGUAUCUGUUAACGUCACCAUGUCGGCUAUGAUGACAGUCAUCACUGCCUUCGGUGUCGAGCGAGUCGUGUUUGAGAGGGAGCGGAGCAUCGGAAUGUACAGCACGUUUGCAUACUUCCUAGCGAAAAUCAUUGUCGAGCUUCCACACAACAUCAUUUUUCCGUUCAUACAAGCGAACAUCGUGUACUUUCUGCUGCAGCUGCAGCUGUCAGGGGAAAAGUGGAUCACCUGGUGUGAUUUCUUUGAUCUGUUUCUUUACAACUUACUCGGCAUGCCAACAGGUGCGUCAUCUUCCUCAUGCUUAACAACGUCGGGAAUGCUCUUGGGAUCUGCUCCGAUUAUCAUCUUUCCUCUUAUGCUCUUCAGCGGCUUCUUCGUGAAUCAGAAGGGCAUUCCUGUCUACUUCGAUUGGAUCAAAUACAUCUCUCCCAUGCGCUAUAGGUAA
Molecule: messenger RNA, 1578 nt
Organism: Guillardia theta CCMP2712
Lineage: Eukaryota; Cryptophyceae; Pyrenomonadales; Geminigeraceae
Exons: 6
Coding region: 1-1578 (525 amino acids)
Cellular component (GO): plasma membrane
Molecular function (GO): ABC-type transporter activity; ATP binding; ATP hydrolysis activity
Source: RefSeq, a predicted model, not a curated record